This is a messenger RNA of Pelmatolapia mariae (spotted tilapia), 1716 nucleotides long. Its product is annotated as carcinoembryonic antigen-related cell adhesion molecule 5-like. The coding region runs from base 1 to 1716 and encodes 571 amino acids. The transcript is spliced from 9 exons. Lineage: Eukaryota; Metazoa; Chordata; Actinopteri; Cichliformes; Cichlidae. The record is from RefSeq and is a predicted model, not a curated record.
AUGGAUCCGCUCUCCCUGAAGUCGCUCCUGCUCCUGCUGCCGCUGCUCGGAUGCUGUGUGGGGCAGGGCAUUCUGGCCGAAGGUCCCGUGGCUGCACUUUUGGGGGGAAAUGUCACCCUGAAAACUACGAUUACGAACCAGAACCCCAGCGUCAUAAUCUGGAAUUUCAAUGGCGCAAAUAAUGUGGCUACAUUUACAGGUGGAUCUGUGAAAGUGAAUGCAGCUUACACGGGGAGAGUUUCGCUUAACCCCACCGACGGCUCCUUGACCCUGUCCGCCCUGAAGCCUGGGGACAGCGGGGAUUAUAGCGUCACUGUGAUAACAUCUGAUACUCUAGCCGGAGAGACUAAACUUCAGGUGGUCGAGCCCGUCUCCGACGUGAUCAUCAACUCCAACGUUCCUGAUGCCAUUGAAUACAACAGCACUGUGAUUCUUACCUGCAGCGCUAAAGGCUCCUUGCUCAGCUUCAAAUGGAUCAACGGCAGCGCGCCCAUCGUGGUCGACGGCACACGCAUCACAGAGAUGAAGACGAACUUGUCCAGCGUGCUGACCAUCAAAAAUGUUCUGAGGACGGACCUGGUGGGUCCGAUCUACUGCUCAGCAUCUAACUCGCUGACAACGAAAUCUACCACCACCCCUUUCAACCUCACCGUCUACUACGGACCUGAUGAUGUCACCAUCACGCCUGCAAAUCCACCCAAGUUCGUCCAGGCAGGUUCCACGUUCAACCUGAGCUGCUCGGCCAGCUCCCUGCCGUCCGCCUCCUUCACAUGGUACUAUAACGGGACAAUGAUUGGGACUUCCAGCUCCGUCCUCACUCUGGAUAUGAUCAAAGCCCAAGGGUACACGAAGGCGGCUGAUUACACCUGUCGGGCUGAAAAUCCCAAGAGCAAACGCAACGUCGCUUCCCCGGCUGUUUCCUUUGCCAUUAUGGAGGGAAUCUCGAGUGUUAAAAUCAUCGGUCCGACUGGUGUCCUCAUCGCCGACAACAGCACGGCAAACCUCAGCUGCCAGGCGACGGGGGGCACCGUGGGGGACAUAGACUGGCUGAAAGACGGUAAACCUCUAGGGCCUUCCAGCCCUCGUGUGGUUUUUGCUGCUGACAAAACUUCAGUGCAGAUCAGCCCGCUGCAGAAGGACGACAAUGGAAGGUUCACCUGUCGGGUCAGCAACGCCGUCAGCAGCAAAGAAGCCCACUACAACAUGCAGGUCGUCUAUGGUCCUGAACAACCGACUAUAACGGCUAGAAAAGCCGUGGAAGUCAAUCAGCGAGAGGAGCUCACCUGCUCCGCUGCAUCUGUUCCUCCUGCCAACUACACCUGGAAGUUAAACGGCACCGCAACUACAACCACAGCGGCGGUGUUCAUUAUUGCAAGUGCAACAUACAAAGACACUGGAACGUACACAUGUGAGGCACGCAACAUCAUCACUGGCAAGACCACCUCCACCAGCCACAACCUGUCUGUCCGAGGGGAGGGAACGCUGGAUGGUCUCUCAGAUGGAGCCAUUGCUGGAAUCGUCAUCGCCGUCAUCAUUGCUGUGGUCCUCGUUGUCGUAGGCGUCUAUUAUUACUGCCGACAGAAAGUCCCAGUGCUUCAAAUGUCCAAACAGUGUGAGGAACGUUACUCCCCCGCUCCGUGUUUUCCUCCGCUGUGUCUGCCACUUCAUGACCUCCCAGGAAACGUUCUUCAUUCCUCUCAUGCCUCGGCGUAUUGA